GGGCCGCAGCAAUCCAGGUUCUCGCGGCCUAGGCAGGACGCGAGUGAUCCGCUGGUCGCUGCAGCGGCAGCGGGAAGACACCCGUUCCCGGCAGCCAGGCGGGGGCGCCCUUACGCGCCCCAGGGCUCCGGCCUGUGAGCUACCGGGAGCCGCGGGCGGACCAUGAAGGGCGGAGCCCCACGGGAGGGGCUGGCCUUCACUCCCGGCUCCCCCGCUCCCCCCGCACCCCAGGCUGGAGCCUGGGAUCCCCCAGGGACUCCCCGGAGCCGCCGCUUCCCCCAUGGACUUGCCCGGGGACUCCAGCCCGCCUGGCCGGCAGGGUCUGUGCCGCCAGCCCCUGGCUCGAGCGUUAUGGGGAGCCAGGAGCCCCAAACGGCCGAAGCUGCAGCCCUUCGGGGCCCCUUCACCCUUGGAAAAAGCCUCUCGGCGGGUCCUGGCCGUGGUCCUGGAAGAUGUCAUGGCUGCCCACAUGGUCCCCCUGGUGCCCCAAGAGGAGAUCUCCACCCCACGGCACCGCAGCAACCGUCGGGAUUCUGUCCACAGCUAUCCACCUGCCUCGCCACCCCUACAGGCCACAUGGUCCCCACAAGCCAGGCCUCCCGACCCACUGCACUUAUGCCGAGAGCCCUUGAGCCGUGUGCAUCGGCCCCCUUCCACACUGAGGCGGCGAUCAAGGACAACACCUGGCCCAGAGGAGGGCCCUUCACAAAAGGUGGACCAGGCCCCCCAGCCCACUCUUGUGGUGAUGCUAGAGGACAUUGCCAGCCCCAGACCCCCAGCAGAGGGCUUUGCCGAUGAGACUCCCAACUUCACCGUCCCAGCGAGAAGAACUGAGCCAAGGAUGAUGGUUCACCAGCCAAAGCCUCCACCCAGUGCUGUGGAACCCCCAUUCCAGCCAUCUGCCUUGUCUGCAAACCCUCUGGAGAGCCCACCACCAGCCCCAGAUCCUGUUCUGGAGCUCCCAUCGACCCCACCGCCAUCCAGCCUUUUACGCCCCCGCCUCAGUCCCUGGGGCUUGGCCCCCCUCUUCCAUUCCGUCCGCUCCAAGCUGGAGAGCUUUGCUGACAUCUUCCUCACACCCAACAAAGCCCCACGGCCCCCACCCCCAUCACCCCCCAUGAAGUUGGAGUUGAAGAUUGCCAUCUCAGAGGCCGAGCAGUCUGGGGCUGCUGAGGGCACUGCAUCUGUCAGUCCCCGGCCCCCUAUCCGCCAAUGGCGGGCCCAAGACCAGAAUCCCCCAGCACCUCUCCCUAAGCCGUCUCUGGGCCGAAGCCACUCCUGCCCUGAUCUGGGCCCAGAUACCUGCAGCUGGCCCCCUGCUCCACCUCACCCAAGCCGGCCACGGCCUCGGCGGCACACUGUGGGUGGUGGAGAGAUGGCCCGAGCCCCGCCACCCCCUCGGCCCUGUCUCCGGAAAGAGGUCUUCCCUCUUGGAGGAGUGGGAGUCUCUCCUCCCCUCGUCACAUCUUGCUCGUCUACCACGUCCACUUCUUCCUUCUCUGAACCUGCAGAACCCAGGUUGAGCUCAACCAAGAGGAAGGAGCCAAGGGCCUCAGAAGACCAGGUGCUUUCAGACCCCAAGACCAAGGUAGAGACCAUGGGAAAGGUUUCUCGAUUCAGAAUCCGCAGGACACCGGCCCGUUCUCAACCAAACCUUACACCAAUGGGGCUGCCUCGACCAAUCAGGUUGAACAAGAAGGAGUUCAGCUUGGAAGAAAUUUACACCAACAAGAAUUACCGGUCACCCACAACCAGGAGGACCUUUGAGACCAUCUUUGAGGAACCCCGGGAGCGCAACGGGACUCUGAUUUUUACCAGCUCAAGGAAGCUCCGGCGAACUGUAGAAUUUCGGGACAGUAGUCUUCCUCGAUCCCGGCGGCCGUCUCGCGGGGCCCGGGCUGCAGCUGGCAGGACCCUUACUCCCAAUCUGGCCCCCAGCCCAGAUGUAGGACCCCUGCUGCAGCAGCGACUGCAGGAGCUGGAUGCCAUGCUCCUGGAGGAAGAGGAAGGGGAUCGAGAGUGGCCCCAUCGGACUUAGAAGCUCCAUCUGUUUAUCCAUCCAUCCUGGAGGGAGGGGAGGUCUCUGAGACAGUUAUAUUUUUUUCUGUGUUUCUAGUAAAGUUUUCGAUAUGUUUCUGA
Kogia breviceps (pygmy sperm whale) is the source of this 2139-nucleotide messenger RNA. The record is from RefSeq and is a predicted model, not a curated record. NCBI's taxonomy places the organism in Eukaryota, Metazoa, Chordata, Mammalia, Artiodactyla, Physeteridae.